AUGGCCAAAGUCAACGACCCAGCAUCCAGCGGUACCGACGGCCUUUCGUGGUUUAAGGUCGCCGAAGACGGUCUCGAUGGCUCUGGCAAAUGGGGUGUAGACCGCAUGAUCGAGUCGGGCGGCUGGCAAGAUUUUACACUACCCUCGUGCGUUGCACCGGGCAAGUACCUGCUCCGCGCUGAGAUUAUCGCUCUUCACUCGGCAUCCAAGCAAGGCGGUGCUCAGUUCUACAUGGGAUGCGCCCAAAUCAACGUCAGCGGCUCCGGUAGCUCGACUGCACAGACAGUUUCGUUCCCGGGUGCCUACAGUGCCUCUGACCCUGGUAUUCUUGUCAGCAUCUACGGUCCCACCGGCCAGCCCACUGGAAACGGACAGCCGUACAAGAUCCCCGGUCCCGCCAAACUUACUUGCUAG
Messenger RNA from Periconia digitata, 414 nucleotides. The record is from the annotation of a GenBank genome assembly. Lineage: Eukaryota; Fungi; Ascomycota; Dothideomycetes; Pleosporales; Periconiaceae.